Aspergillus uvarum CBS 121591 is the source of this 820-nucleotide messenger RNA. RefSeq lists its product as uncharacterized. Lineage: Eukaryota; Fungi; Ascomycota; Eurotiomycetes; Eurotiales; Aspergillaceae. The coding region runs from base 22 to 417 and encodes 131 amino acids. The transcript is spliced from 2 exons. The record is from RefSeq and is a predicted model, not a curated record.
CUUUCAACUGUACUUCUCAGCAUGGAUUGCCAAGUUGCCUCGACUCGCGUGAAGGCCAUCAUUAGCAAAAUCAAAGCACUCAUCAGGAACAAGGAAGUAACCGAGGAAGGGAAAUCUCGAUUAGACUCGGGAUGGCAAUAUGGAGGCCAGAAGAUUAUAGCAGAGGCCGCCAAUCUGAAAUCUGAGUUUGAAAAAAUAAAUGGCAAACAUGUUAUAGAAUGCAAGGUAAUGCAUUUUUACAAGAGUGUCGAUUUCGAAAACCCGACUGGUCGCCUGAUUUUGAUACCGGUCAAUGGUGACAUAUCGAUCAUUCCCGGCGGCCCAAUGCUAGCAGACUCGAGCUACUAUCUAGAAGAUGAAAGAUCCCUCAUCGGGGAUGGGUUCGAUGCCAUCUUUGUUGUCCUUACUAAGGAAUAAUGCGAAGUGCUGGAAUUUGGAUACAAGCUGAUGCCAAUGACUUCAAGAAAAUUUUCUCAUGUUCCCAGAUAGCUCGAAUCCUGAAAGAGAUGUCUUACUGUAUUAUCCAUAUCUUGCAGAGGUUGGCUGCUAUUCCAAAGAGAAGCUUCAUUGAUAUUGGAAUACGAAGAAUCAAUUCCACCAACAUCUGGUAAAAUCAGUUGCAUGAGGGGGUUGAACCUGCUGAGAGAGGGUGCUGUUUCAUGCCUUGACUGGGUUUCUGGCAUAUUGAAUGGAUCCUCGAUUGGCAGAAUUUGAUUCUCCAACAAGAUAUUAUCUUCGUGAGUUAUUCGAGCACGUUUCUCUGGGACGAAAAAGUCAUCCUUCGAGGCGCGUUUGCGACUCUGGAUGAUCGAUCUGACUU